Molecule: messenger RNA, 5540 nt
Organism: Podarcis muralis (Common wall lizard)
Lineage: Eukaryota; Metazoa; Chordata; Lepidosauria; Squamata; Lacertidae
Gene: ERMP1
Product: endoplasmic reticulum metallopeptidase 1
Biological process (GO): proteolysis
Molecular function (GO): metalloexopeptidase activity
Source: RefSeq, a predicted model, not a curated record
UGGCCCCGGCCGGGCGCUUUUAGCCCUCCCGCCGUUGCCAUACUACUGCUGCUGCAAGCCAAAGCCAGGCACCCGGGGUCUCCACCAUGGAGCGCAGCUCGGCCGCCGUGGGUGCCGUGAGGCGCCUCCGCACGCAUCCUGCUCAGCAGCAGCAGCAGCACCCUCGCCCAAACCAGCAGCAGCAGCAGCCGCCGUGGCGCCCGGGCCAGGAGCCCGACGGACUGGACGGGAAGAAGCCGGCGGGCAGCCGGGGAGGAGGAGGAGCGAGGGGCCUCCCGCUGCUGCCGGAGGCGCGCACGGCCCUGCUGCUGCUACUCUACUUGCUGGCGCUGCGCGGGAUCGCGCACCUCUCCCUGCGGAGGCUGGUGCAGCCGGCGGAGCGCCGCCCCGGCGAGGAUUUCAGCGCCCCGCGCGCCAGGACUUACCUAGAAAACAUUACUGCAAUUGGGCCCAGAGCAGUUGGAAGUCCGGAAAACGAAAUCUUCACAGUCAACUACCUCUUGGAACAAGUUAAAGCUAUUGAAACUCAAAGCAGUCAUGUCCAUACCAUCUCUGUCGAUAUCCAGAGGCCCACGGGCACCUUCAGUAUUGAUUUUCUUGGAGGCUUUACCAGUUACUAUGACAACAUUACUAAUGUCGUGGUCAAGCUGGAACCCAGGACUGGAGCAGAGCAUUCGGUGCUCUCCAACUGCCACUUUGACUCUGUACCACAUACUGUCGGGGCCAGCGACGAUGCAGUCAGCUGUUCCGUGAUGCUUGAGAUACUGCACACCCUUUCUAAAUCACCCAAACCAUUGCAGCAUGCUGUCAUAUUCCUGUUUAAUGGUGCAGAAGAGAGUGUCUUGCAGGCUAGUCAUGGCUUCAUUACUCAGCACCCCUGGGCUAAAUCAGUUAGAGCAUUUAUUAAUCUGGAGGCUGCUGGAGUAGGAGGGAAAGAACUUGUGUUUCAGACAGGACCUGAAAACCCCUGGCUGGUGCAAGCAUAUAUCUCUGCUGCAAAGCACCCUUUUGGUUGUGUUGUGGCUCAGGAAGUGUUUCAGAGUGGCAUUAUCCCUGCAGAAACAGAUUUCCGCAUUUACAGAGAUUUCGGCAACGUUCCAGGGAUAGACCUGGCUUUCAUUGAAAAUGGUUACAUCUACCACACGAAGUACGACACGGCAGACCGAAUUCUGACAGAUUCUAUUCAGAGAGCAGGUGACAAUAUUUUGGGUGUGCUAAAGUACUUAGCGGAGUCGGACAAACUGGCCAAGUCUCAUGAAUACCGACAUGGAAAUGUUGUCUUCUUUGAUGUCUUUGGCAUGUUCGUUAUGUCCUACCCAGCUCGUGUCGGCUCCAUUAUGAACUAUAUUGUUACAGCAGUUGCGUUUCUUUAUCUGGGGAGAAAAACAUUGCAACUGAGAAAAAGAGUGAGUUAUCUGAAGGAACUUGCCAUUGCCUUUGGCUUCUCAGUCCUCAGUUGGCUUGCUGUCUUGAUUGGCGUCCUUAUCAUAGCCGUGUUCAUCUCUCUCCUUGGACGCUCCCUUUUCUGGUACACCCACUUCCAUGCCUCCGUUCUUCUGUAUGGAACUGCAGCCGUGGCUGGACUAAUUCUCUUGCAUACAUUAGCCAAGACAUUCUAUUACAAAAACACAAGCGAACAGUUCCUGGGAGAGCUCUUCUUUGACGUUCCAGUUGUUUUUUGGUCAAUUAUGUUGGCUUUGCUUACUUACCUAGGACAUUCCUCAGCAUUUGUCAGUGCAAUAUGGAUUGUGUUUCCGCUGCUCACAAAAUUAAUGACCUAUAAGGAACUGAAAGAAAAAGGUGCCACAAUGAAGUUUCUAGCAGUUUACCUCCUGGGAAUGUUUAUUCCACAUGUCUAUUCGUUAUACCUCAACUGGAUUAUAUUUGAAAUGUUAAUUCCCAUCUUGGGACGCAGUGGUUCCGAAAUUCCACCCGAUGUCAUCGUGGCUGCUUUUAUCGUUUUGGCGACGAUAUUUCUGUCUUCCUACUUUCUUAAAUUCAUCUACCUUGCCAAAAGUACAAAGAUGUCAAUAAUAACGUUAGCAACUGUUUCUGCAGUCAUGUUCGUCCUGGUUUGCAGUGGAAUCUUCUUUCCGUUCAGUUCAGAUUUUGCAAACCCCAGACCAAAGCGAAUCUUUCUUCAGCACAUGAGUCGAAGAUUUCAUAGCCUGGAUGGGCAGUUGGCGAAAAGUGAUUCUGGAAUAUGGAUUAAUGGGCUCGACUAUGGCGGGAUAUCUCAUAUCACUCCUCAUAUACCUGAACUCAACGAUUCCAUUAGAACAAAAUGCGAGGAAGGCGCACCUCUCUGUGGAUUUCCCUGGAUCCUUCCUGUGGACUAUUUAUUCAAGAAAAAUUGGUAUCUUCCUGCUCCAGCCAUCACUCCCAAGAAACCAGCUCACUUUCAGCUUCUCUCCAAAGAGCGAACGCCGUCAGAUUCUACAAAGUUCACCUUUGAAAUAACCGGUCCAAGUCACAUGUCAGUGUUUCUUCGACCACGUGAAGGUUCAACACUGUCCAGGUGGUCUCUGGGAGAUGGAACUCCUCUUGCUAAUAAUGUAGGCAGAGAUUAUUUUAUAUAUUAUACACAUGGACUCCAGGCCUCGCCAUGGCGCUUCUGGAUAGAAAUGAAGGCUUCUGAAGAGCCCACUAAAGGAAUGGUCACCCUUUCUGUGGUUUCGCAGUAUUUAUUUGAAGAAGAUCACAACUCUCCUCAGUUGCAGGCCUUAGCUGAACGAUUUCCCAACUGGACUUUUACCUCAGGCUGGGUCUCCACCUAUGAUCAAUUUAUCUUUUAACCCAGAGAUAACACAAAGGUAAAUUGUUUCCCAUACAUUGGAUGCAGCUUUCGCUCAUAAGGAGUUGGGAAGAAUGAGUAUUGUUGACAAAAAAUACUGUGUAAAAUACUUCAGCCACAAAGGUAUUUCUAUGGCAGCUUGAAUAUGUAAAAGGGGGUGGGGGCAUGGGGGGAGAGAAGGAAACCUUUGUGGUUUUUAUGCAAAAUAUCACCUACUUGAAAGCUGCCUUUUAGGAAGGGGUUUUAGAGUUGCCGUCCUGGGCAUCUUGCAAUAAAAGGGGCUUUGCGCAGGCAUUCCAAGCACAAUGUAAAACCCUCCGCAGGCUUUAAACAACCCGAGUUCUGCCUUCCAGUAACAUUUUGAUUCGUUGUGUUCUUAAUCGGCUAAAGUUAGGCUUUGACUUGGAGACUUUUAAGACUGUACAUCAUGGAAGAUAAAAGAAGCGCCAGUGAUCGUUACAGCUCCAAAGUAUUGAUGCCCAUUUAGAACACCGUCUAUAAUCGAAGCUCUUUAAAUUCUUAACCGCAGAGACCUUGGCGAUUGCUAAUUCUUGCCUGCUCUGAUUUUACGGUUUUUCUUUCUAAAAACUUCUGUAUGUCCCUUUUGGGGCAUUGUACUGAUGCUCGACUGCAGUGUCUCUGAGUAGAAGUUGGACCAACCCCAAAAUGCGCUCACUUUUCUAUGGGGAUCAAGUGGAACGAAGGCCAGGCUGUAUCGGAUGCAAGCGCACAGUGCUAUUGUCACUUUGGACUUCUAAGCACUGAGCUAGCCACUUUCGCCUUUUGUAUGUAGAUGUCUUAACUGUGUGUUGGGUUUUCAUUCUUGGCAAUACCAACUAUUCAGCAGUUGCUAAAAUUGUCAAUGGUCAGUUCCUAUUCUUUAGUUGCUUUCUUGCAAGUUAGUAGAAACUACACGUUUCCACUGUGUUAUUAUAAGCUUGCAGGAAAUCAAGUUGCACGUGCUUGAAAUGUGCUCCUUUAAAAUAUGUUGGAACGAAGAAACUCUUGUUCAGAGAGAUUUUGAACACAGUAUGCUCAUCUGUAAUUCCUUCCAUUUAAGAUUACAUUGCUCUACUCUGUUUCUAUCGAACUCAAUGGGACUUGCUUUUGAAUAAGUACGUGUAGCAUUAAUGCUAUUCAUGUUUGGGAUUUUGCUAUUAAUGACUUCAGCUUCCAAAGCCCAAAUAUUUUAGUGCAUCGGGGGGAAAGAAACAUGUUCCAAAAGGAAACAUGUUGGGAAGAAUUUGCCUAGGAGGAGGCUGAAAACAGCCCGCCAUAAAUUAGAAGCCAUUUGCAGGUGAAAUAAGCAAAACAUGAAGUGAUAUAAAAAAGCAAAUUAUUUGUUUCAGAUCCACACAGUAAUAACUUCGGACAGAAGGUUCAGGUCCCAUCAAACAGUUUUUUGGGGGCAGGUUUUUAGUCAGAUCAUAGAAAGCACUUCCAGUGGCAACCAAUAUAAAACCUUUUCCCCUUCCUACCUCUUCUGCUUCAUUUGCAUAGCGAAGGAAGGGGGGAAAAUGGCAUUUUCAUCAAAAUGAGUAACAUAGGCUGGACAGUCUCUCUGCUGGAGGACAUGUAAAAAUGGCAUAUGCCAGAAUGUUCAGAGAACUUAAUUGUAUAAAAUACUACUCUAUUCUCUAGAGCAGGUUUCCCCAAAUUUGGCCCUACAGAUGUUUUGGGACUACAAUCCCCAUCAUCCUUGACUACUGGUCGUGUUAGCUAGGGACGAUGGGAGUUGUAGUCCCAAAACAUCUGGAGGUAUGGGUUUGGGGAUGCCUGCUCUAGAGAGUAUGGGAAGAAAAUCAGUGCUGUGGGCAGAAAACUUCCAUUUCCCAGUUAAGCGAUAGUAGGCGGCUGUAAGGCUAUGUUGCCCCUUUGAGCUCCUCAAGACUCAGGUUUGUGGUGCUGCUGCUGCCAAGAUGCCAAAUCACACAGUGUACAAAGCAUGUGCCUGUAGUGGCUUUCACACAGGUGGGGUAGGAACAAAACCAUAUGCAAAAGCCAAGAUGAGAAUUAGCUUGCUGCAAUUCUGCCGUGAAGUAAGUUCCAUUUAAGGGAGUUACCUCCCAGUAAAAAUAAUUAGAUCAGGAUGCUAUUUGAAAUCCCUGGUUCUUCAGCUUUACCGUCCAAAUAUUUUUUGAUUUUUUUCCAUUCAGAUGACUUCUCAACAUUUCCAUUUCCCUCAUUUUUUUUUUAAUGCCAGUAAUCCUGCAUUGCGUUAAUAUUACCUUAUUAAUGUCUUGGAAAGUGUUGCAUAAUUAUAAUUUGAACGUUAAGGUCAACGCCAGCCUAGAUGCCUGCGUGCCACUGAAACUAGCAGCUGUGCAUUUAGCUUCUCCUUUCCUCUCUGUAGCCUCUUGUAUAACUUGUGUCAUGACAUUGUGGGCUGCAUUUUCCUCUCUCCAUUCUAAAUCACUGAAUGGUGAUUGGAAGGAAAUUGAGAAUCCCGUGAUAUCAGAACACAAGGCGUGUUAUACUCCCCGUUACAGAGGGGUGGGGAACCUAAAUAUUUGGCUGCUCUAUUGUGAGAAAUGUUUAGUGGAAUGCGUCAGCUGGUCCUAAGUAACAGCACUGCUUUGUACUUAGAACUCAAAUAUUUCAAGCAAAGUCCAACACAUUGCCUAUAUUACUGUCUUAAUUGUUGUAGCUACAAACCUGCAUUAAUAUGUUAUAUUAAAAAGUGCACAAACUCUUUGCACUAAAAACAACUGAUUUUGCAUGUAGUAUUUUCCAUUCAUAAAAAAAA